AUGGACGUCCGUAAGGCUUACGGCGUAAGCACAAAACAAAACGUGUCCUACAGUGUGCGCAGUAUGGUUUCCGCAGAUGUGAAGCAGAGCAACUUAACUGUACCAACAAUGCGCAUCUUUGCUCUUCCACUUGUGGUGCUCGCUACCCUCGUGUCGAGCUCUGUCGGCUACGCCUGCUUCGGACCCGAUACUCGUGCCGAACCUCCCGCUGGAGCCAUUGUCGUCGAUGCCACUGGAGCAUACAGCGGCAGCUUCCGCAACAUCUCGGAAGCUAUCGCACACGUCCCCAACACGACGGAGCAGCACACCGUAUUCCUAUACCCUGGCGUCUACCAUGAGCAAGUGCUCGUCUCGAAGCUGAAAGGGCCACUGGUGCUGCAGGGUUACACGUGCAACGCAACGUCGUACAAGUAUAAUGAAGUGACUAUCACCCACGCCAAAGCCCAGAGAGAUAUCCCUCCCGAGAUCACCAGUGGCCGCAACGACUUGACCAGUACUCUACGUCUCAAGACGAACAACGUGCGAGUGUACAACCUCAACGUUGCCAACACGGCUGGCAAGAUCGAGAAGGACGGCCAGGCUGUGGCCACUAUCAUCGAAGGCAACAACUACGGCUUCUACGCUUGCAACUUCACCGGAUACCAGGACACUGUUUACGCCAAUAAGGGCCGUGAACUGUUCGCCAAGUCGUACAUCGCAGGCGCAGUCGACUUCAUCUUUGGUUCCAAGGCCGAGGCGUGGUUUGAGUCUUGCGAUAUCGAGACUGUGGGUGAAGGUGCUAUCACUGCCAAUGGACGUGUGAACGAGUCGAGUCCGUCCUUCUACGUCUUCAACAACGCUCGGGUGUUCGGAUCCAGUGGCAACGGAUCGGCCUACCUGGGUCGCCCGUGGCGCCCUUACUCGCGCGUUGUCUGGCAGAAUAGUGAGCUCGGCGACGUCAUCCACCCGGAGGGCUGGCAGCAGUGGAACAACGACAACAACACCGCCAACGUGUACUACAAGGAGUUCAACAACCGCGGACCCGGUGCUGCUACCGACAAGCGUGUGUCCUUUAGUGGACAGCUCACUGCUCCUGUUGAUAUUACAGAAAUUUUGGGCGGAAACUACUCGACCGAGUGGUUUGUUGAUCACACUUACCUUGAAUAAGGUGCUGUAGAUACAUGGGGAGCGUACCCUAGAUAGAUAAUUGAGUCUGCAAACAAAAUAAACGGAAUGCUGCA
This is a messenger RNA of Phytophthora nicotianae INRA-310, 1220 nucleotides long. RefSeq lists its product as hypothetical. The record is from RefSeq and is a predicted model, not a curated record. NCBI's taxonomy places the organism in Eukaryota, Oomycota, Peronosporomycetes, Peronosporales, Peronosporaceae. Bases 1 to 1146 code for a protein of 381 amino acids. Gene Ontology annotation, molecular function: pectinesterase activity. The transcript has 2 exons. Gene Ontology annotation, biological process: cell wall modification.